Molecule: messenger RNA, 846 nt
Organism: Limanda limanda (common dab)
Lineage: Eukaryota; Metazoa; Chordata; Actinopteri; Pleuronectiformes; Pleuronectidae
Gene: neurog1
Product: neurogenin 1
Exons: 4
Coding region: 1-846 (281 amino acids)
Molecular function (GO): protein dimerization activity
Source: RefSeq, a predicted model, not a curated record
AUGGUGCUAACGGUGCUAACGGAGCUAACGGAGCUAACAGAGCUAACGGAGCUAACGGUGCUAACGGAUCCUGGUGUCGCCUUCGAUCUGGAGGCUCAACGCAGGAAGCUCCUCAUGAAGAAGGUCUCCACAUUGGAGCGAGUCGUGGACGUUUGUGGACCGGACCUGAACAAGGCUGUCUCCUCCAUCAGGCUGAUUUUAAAACUGUUAAAAGCCUGGACAGACCAGCUGACCCCCGAGGACUGUCAGAUCACCAUGGACUUCUUCCCUCACUCGGAUGAUGAGGACUCCCGCAGCAGUGUGUCCUGCUCGUCCCCGGACCCCCCGCAGAGGAAGCGGCGGCCCCGGGGCCGAGGCCCGGUCCCGGUGGUGAAGAGGAACCGGAGAGUGAAGGCCAACGACCGGGAGCGCAGCCGCAUGCACAACCUGAACGACGCGCUGGAGGCGCUGCGGGGGGUCCUGCCCAACAUGCCCGAGGACACCAAGCUCACCAAGAUCGAGACCCUCCGGUUCGCCCACAACUACAUCUGGGCCCUGUCGGAGACCGUCCGCAUCGCGGACCUGGGGCGGACCGGGGACAUGUCCCUGCUGCUGGACCCGGGGAGGACCGGGGACAUGUCUCUGCUGCUGGACCCGAGCCGGCUCAGCGGAGCCCCGAGCCCGGGCAGCAGCGAGUCCUCUGGCUCCUGGAGCUCCAGCGGCUCCUCGUCCUCCAGCGGCUCCUCGGCCUCCUCCUCCCCGCCUUACUGCGCCUCCAGCCCGGGCAGCCCCGGCCCGCAGGACCGCGGCUUCCUGCAGCCGGACCCGGUGUUCGGCUUCCGGAGCUUCGUGCCGGGCAUCUACUGA